Molecule: messenger RNA, 2694 nt
Organism: Syngnathoides biaculeatus (alligator pipefish)
Lineage: Eukaryota; Metazoa; Chordata; Actinopteri; Syngnathiformes; Syngnathidae
Product: retinoic acid-induced protein 2-like
Exons: 2
Coding region: 408-1832 (474 amino acids)
Biological process (GO): animal organ development
Cellular component (GO): nucleus
Source: RefSeq, a predicted model, not a curated record
AGGGAAGGAAGGAAGGAAGGAAGGAAGGGAAGAAGGAAGGAAGGAAGGAAGGAGGAGGAGGAAAGGGAAUGGUGACGCAGGCUCGGCUCCGUUCUCAAAAUGUCCUUUUCUUUGGAAUAUUUUGCUUUUCUUGGUUCCGUCGACGCGCGACGUUCCGCUUGGUUGCGCUUGUGGUCGCGCGGCGAGCGACUGUGACGCGGCGGUUAGCAGGCGGCUAGUUAGCAGCUAGCAGGCUAACUGUCACUCGUCUCCUGUUCUUAUGGCAACCGAGGCGCGCCCCCGUCACGUGCGCGACGCCGCCAUCGUCGCCUUCACUGUGACGUUUUCAUUUUCCACAAGAAGAAAAUUCCUGCGCGAGGUCAAGUUUUCCCGGAGGGACGAUGGCCGGGUGUCGCCACUAGGCCUACAUGAAGAAACAGAGCCUUGGAAUUAUGGAAGCGUCCGAGGAAUUGUCCCGCUCCGACCUGGCAGGAGAAGCAGAAAUCCCAGAGAAGGAGGACCACGGCGUCGAUCCAUCUGCUACCCAGGAGUCCUGCGCAGUGGGAUUAAGCAAGGGAGGCCUCGCGGAGACGCCCGGGUCGGUGGCGGGAGCGGACGCCGGCGUCGCACCGGGCGGCGUGGCUCUCAAAAUGGCCACCACCGUCCUGCACCCUCUGUGUUUGGGAGAGAACCCGCUGAUGUUACCCAUCCACCUCCAGAUGGCGGCGGCCACCGGGCCACAGCUCGGCCCGAUGGGAGCGGCGCCCUACUUGCUGACGAGCCCCAACCAGGUCUCCCUCCCGCUGGUCUUGGAUCCCGCCGUAAUCCCGCAGAACAACAUUCUGUGUCCCAAUCCGUUGUCCUUUGUGGAGCAGAAAUCGGCGGCGGGACUCCCACAAGACCCCAACCUGCUCUCGCUCCUCCAGAAUCCGGCCUUUGCUGCCAUCCUGCAGGAUCAUUUCCCGUCCCAGGCCGGUCCCACGACCUGCCAAUCCCCGGGGUCCCCCUUCUUUCCGCCCUCUUACUCGUCCCCGCUGGCCCCGCUGGUCCCUCCCGCCACUCUCCUGGUCCCGUACCCUGUCAUAAUCCCCUUGCCGGUUCCUCUGCCGAUCCCGCUACCCGUCCCCAUCCCCCAGACGGAGGACUCCAAGACCAAUUUGCCAAAAGCAGUCUGCACGGAAACAAAAAGCACUCAGACGCUCCAAGAUCGAGACACAGUGGCGCAAAGCUCGUCCCCCCAAGUCCUGGACCUGUCCAUGCGAGGACCGUGUACCGUGGAACCCAAACAGGAGUACCUCAGUCCACAGCACCAAGACAGCGUGCUCGACUUGUCGGUGCCCGUGGACCGGAAACAGCGCACCACAUCACGCGGUCCCAGCCGGUCUUUGGAACGCAGCGCCAGUCUAGAUUCGAAGAUCCUGGGUAGUCUGGCGUCUCUGGAGUUUAGCCGGCAACACAAGUGGAUGCUGGACGGCGGAGCGGGCAGGUCGCCCUCCCUGGGGCCAGGGACGUCCAACCUGGAGAUCGUCAGCACCUCGCAGACGGCCAAGGUCAUCGUCUCGGUGAAGGACGCGAUCCCGGCCAUCCUGUGCGGGAAGAUCAAGGGCCUCUCCGGGGUGUCCACGAAGAACUUCUCUAUCAAACAAGACGGGAGCCAGGGGAUGCCGGCCCAGCUCUUUGGAGUGCCAGCCCCCCCGCCCCCGCCGCCACGGCCCCUGCACGGUCCCGACGACGGCCUGAAGAAGGUCCCCGGGAAAAAUCGAGCCAUAAAACUGAAGAAAGUCGCUUCUCAAGAGAUCCACUUCCUGCCCAUCAAGAAGCAGAGACUAGCGGCGAUCUUUCCCAGGAAGUGAACGCCGAGCCUGCCGCGAGCGCAACAAUCACUCAAAGCAGGGUUUGCUCAAGGGCUUUUUUUUCCCGUUCUUUACACGCGCCUUACGCCCACGUCUACUUCGCCGCGGGAUGUAUUUCAGUGGUUCCCAACUUUUUUAUUGAGCCAAGCCACGGACAGAAGGAAGUGAAAUUGGAUCAUUUCCCGACCAUCCGGUCUGGAAUGACUGACGGAUUGGACUGAGAAAGCCCAGUUGACAAGAACUGUUUCUAUUUAUUUUUUGGAUAAUCCCGACAAGUACACACACACACGCGUUGUGCUUUUUGUAGCCUGACUGUUGGUAACGGAAUUUUGUACCGUUGCAAUCGUAAAAACAAACCAACAUUGUCGUCGUCCAUAUUUUUGCGCGCAAUUGAGUUUCUGAGUAUUCCCGCCCGAGGCCGUUUUGAUUGGAUUUGAUUCCACGAUGUCCCGACUGUGCGCGUGCUCGUUCCGAUUAGCGUUAGGAUUAGCAGUGACGCUAACUCUUGUUGUUGUUGAGUUUGUUUCAUUUCCCGAGUUCACUUUGUGGUUAGUAGUUUAAAAAAACAAAACAAAACAAAACAAAAAAAAAAGGUGACAGGGUUUUGUGCCUGAUAAAUUGUGAUUUUUGUCCAAGAACAAAUGAAAGCCUUUCGCACAAGCUUCACAUUGAUUAUUUUUAUUUAUACUGUACAUUUUUUUUUGGUAUUUGUUUGAUCUUGGCUAAUUUAUUGUUUGUAAAGAAAAAAAACGUAUACGGUGUGUGAAAGUUAUUUAACGAAAUCGUGCGAGUGACUCGCGGCGGCGACGAACCGAAAGUCACGACAUUUUCAGAACGUGUUCCGGAAGCAAUCUUUGCGUGU